Messenger RNA from Prinia subflava (tawny-flanked prinia), 6397 nucleotides. It is a transcript of the gene MAP3K3, whose product is annotated as mitogen-activated protein kinase kinase kinase 3. Gene Ontology annotation, molecular function: MAP kinase kinase kinase activity; protein binding; ATP binding. NCBI's taxonomy places the organism in Eukaryota, Metazoa, Chordata, Aves, Passeriformes, Cisticolidae. The coding region runs from base 284 to 2245 and encodes 653 amino acids. The transcript is spliced from 17 exons. Gene Ontology annotation, biological process: cellular response to stress; protein phosphorylation. The record is from RefSeq and is a predicted model, not a curated record.
GCGGGUGCGCGGCGGCCGCCGAGCGGUUUGUUUUGCGGGCGGCGGCGGCGGGCCCGGCCCGCACGGACCGGCGGCACCGGCGCGCACCGGCAGCGCCCGCGCCGCGCCCGCCCCCGCCCGCCGCUCCCGGAGCGCGGCCGCCGGGAGGAGGCGGCGGCGCGGGGCCUGGGAAUGUGGCGGCGGCAGCUCUGAGCCCUCCCCCUCGGCCCGGCCGCCAUGGAGCCGCGGCGGUGACAGCGCCGUCCCGCAGCGCCCGCCGUGAGCGGGGCCGCCGCCCGCAGCCAUGGAUGAACAAGAGGCCUUGAAGUCCAUCAUGAAGGACCUGGUGGCACUCCAGAUGGGCAAGCGUCACCGGCUGCCUGUGUAUGACACCAUGAAGAACAAGGACACUGCUCACUCCAACAAACAGAAGAAACACAAUGCCAGCAGUUCCCCCCUCUUGGGCAGCCCUGCAAUAAUGAACCAGUGUGCCUCUGCAGUGGAAGAAAAAAAAAUAUCGAAUGAUGUCAGGAUAAAGUUUGAACAUAAUGGGGAGAGACGGAUUAUCCCGUUUGUCCGUCCCGUGCGCUACGAAGACGUGCAGCAGAAAGUGAAAACGGCCUUUGGGCAGCCCCUGGACCUCCACUACAUGAACAACGAGCUCUCUAUUCCUUUGAAAAACCAAGAUGACCUGGAUAAAGCUGUAGAUCUCUUAGACCGGAGCUCGAAUGUGAAAAGCCUGAGGAUACUGUUGCUCUCCCAGGACAGAAACCAUCAGACCAGUUCUUCACCCCAUUCUGGACUGCCCAAGCAAGUCAGGAUUAAAACUUCCCAAUCUGUGGGGGAUGUGAGCACACCCUAUCAGCAGCCAGAACCCAGAAGUAGGCAUCUGUCUGUCAGUUCACAGAGCACCGGCCGGAGCUCGCCCCCGCCCGGGUACGUCCCCGAGCGGCAGCAGCGCAUCGCCCGCCAGGGCUCCUACACCAGCAUCCACAGCGAGGGCGAGUUCAUCCCCGAGACCAGCGAGCAGUGCAUGCUGGACCCUCUAAGCAGUGCUGAAAACUCAGUGUCAGGAAGCUGCCAGUCCUUGGACAGUCCCUCUUUUCGGAAGUCACGGAUGUCAAGGGCACAGAGUUUUCCUGAUAACAGACAGGAGUUCUCAGACCGUGAGAAUCAGAUCUACGACAAAGCGGGCAAAGGCGGGACCUACCCCCGGCGCUACAACGUCUCCAUGCAGCACAAGGACUACAACGAGGGCCGGAGGACGUUUCCCCGGAUCCGCCGUCACCAGGGGAAUCUCUUCACCCUGGUGCCUUCCAGCCGCUCGCUGAGCACCAACGGGGAGAACCUGGGCCUGGCGCUGCAGUACCUGGACCCGCGGGGCCGCCUGCGCAGCGCCGACAGCGAGACCGCGCUGGGCGUGCAGGAGAGGAACAUCCCCACCAAAUCUCCGAGUGCUCCGAUGAACUGGCGCCGGGGGAAGCUGCUGGGCCAGGGCGCCUUCGGGCGCGUGUACCUGUGCUACGACGUGGACACGGGCAGGGAGCUGGCAGCCAAGCAGGUCCAGUUUGACCCAGAGAGCCCUGAAACAAGCAAGGAAGUGAGUGCCCUGGAGUGUGAAAUUCAGCUGCUGAAGAACCUCCAGCACGACCGUAUAGUGCAGUACUACGGCUGCUUAAGGGAUCGAGCAGAGAAGACCUUGACCAUCUUCAUGGAGUACAUGCCAGGGGGGUCAGUGAAGGACCAGCUGAAGGCGUACGGGGCCCUGACGGAAAACGUCACCCGGAAAUACACGCGGCAGAUCCUCGAGGGCGUCUCCUACCUGCACAGCAACAUGAUCGUGCACAGGGACAUCAAGGGUGCCAAUAUUCUCCGUGACUCUGCUGGGAAUGUGAAGCUGGGGGACUUUGGGGCCAGCAAGCGGCUGCAGACGAUCUGCAUGUCGGGGACGGGCAUCCGCUCCGUCACGGGCACCCCGUACUGGAUGAGCCCCGAGGUGAUCAGCGGCGACGGCUACGGCAGGAAGGCCGACGUGUGGAGCCUGGGCUGCACCGUGGUGGAAAUGCUGACAGAGAAGCCCCCCUGGGCAGAGUACGAAGCCAUGGCAGCGAUCUUCAAAAUCGCCACGCAGCCCACCAACCCCCAGCUCCCCUCCCACAUAUCAGAACCCUGCCGGGACUUCCUAAAGCAGAUCUUUGUGGAAGCCAGGCACAGACCCUCUGCUGAAGAGCUGCUCAGACACCAGUUUGCACAGCUCCAGUACUGAAUUACCUCCCUUGCUCACAGCUCCUGCCGGGCUUUCUGUGCCCUGUCUUGUCUAGUUGCAACUGCCCGUUGUGGUGCUGCAUCUUCAGAAUGCCAACUCGGCUAGGCCUAGUCCUUUGGGAAGUUCUGCCAAGGAACUUAGGGUCUGCUCUCGUGCCUGAUUCCUUCGUUUGCUGGACCAGUGUUCAUCCUGCCAACAGCUGUCCAAGCAGAGCUGCGUUUUUGCCCCGAGUUACCUGGCUGUGACAUUGCAGCUGGCUGCGUUUUCUGCAGGCGCAGGAACGGGAACCUGACCAGUGUCUUCACUGAUUGAACACAGGAGAAAUCAGAACCCAAGUGGUUCCACUGCACUCUUCAGCAAAACAGAAACAUGCACCGGCCUCCAGAGCAGCUCUGUGUGUGGAAGUCCCUGAUCUUCCCCUCCUGGGGCUCCAGAGGCGUCUCCAGUACCUGAAUCCAGCAAAAGCCAUGUGUCAUGGAGCAUGUGCUCACUGUAGUAUGGUAUAUUUUUCUUCUUGAGUAUUCAGCAUCUGAAGGUGUUCAGAAAAUAUUGAUUCAAAAGUAUGUGAAUAGUGUUAUUUUAUAAUGAACCCAUGGAUUUGGGACUGGGGGUGAGGGAGGUCAGGAUAAUGAGACAAGUUUCAGCAGAAUGCAAUCAUUCCAGGGCCUGAGGGAAGGGCUCUCCCACUGACAUUGGAAAAUCCAGAGCUAAUUUCCAAAGUUUGAUCUGUCCCAGCAUUAGGACAGCGUCAGUCAGUUUGUGUCGUACCAGACAAAUCUGUGCUCCUGCUUCCUCUCUCUGGGGCUGCUGGGUCCAAACAAAACCCCUCUGGAAGGGAAUUCAGUGGAAUUCAGCUUCCUCCUGCAUCUGUCUCUUUGGCUGGUAACUUUUUACCAUCCUUUUAACCAAAGAUGGUCCAUCUGGUGCUCAGGAAUUUACUUCAGAGUUUCUUUGAGCACAUGGCCUAAUGGAAAAUUGAGGGUUUUCAUGGGGAGAACCACCUGGACACUCGUUCUUGUUGUGCACAGGAAGCUGGAAUCGAGCUCAACCUUUGCUGAGCAUUGUUUGAAUUACAGGUGUGCAAGGGAUCGUUUAAGAGUUCCAUAGAGAUGUAAUGGCCUAACUUAAAUAAGCUUUUGUAGGAGUUAAGUAAAACAGGGAACCUGAGAAAACCUUUUAAAUGGUAGCAAAUACCUAAAAUUACCUGGAGAUCCCCAUGCAGGUACCAACAAAACAUAUCCAGCUGAUUGUGUACUUGGAAGAAACCACAAGUCCUGAUGGCCUCAAAUCCUCUGUGCUGAUUUGGGCUUUAAUAAUCUUUAUUUCACUCAUGAAAGACCAGCAGUUUUUAAGUGCUGAGGAUUCAUGGAGUGAUUGUAAGUUAUCUCUGAGAAAUGAAACUAAGAAAAGCAAAUGUUAAUUAACUAAAUAUCGCUUUCUAGGGCAACACUGAAGGUGUUCUGCUCUUGUAUUGGAAACCAUAUUAAGGUUCCUCACACCUCCACUCUUCUCCCCCAUAAAAAAUUGAAAAUUGCUUCAUAAUGCAGUAAAAUUAAGUUUUUAAGUGAAUACUAAUAGCAGGAUAAGGCAAGUUUUAAUGACAGCAAGCUCUUUCAACACAUGAAAAAUACUGUGUUGCAUUAAAAAGGAAAAAAAAGAACCCUAAAAGCCCCAACGAACCAAAAGUCCUGAAAAGCUUUAACAAUAUGAAAUGUUUUUUCUGUGCCAAACCCAGAGCAAAGUGUAACCACCAGUAAAAGAUGGUGUUGGUUUCCUUUCCAGGCUCCCUGCACUACUCCAAGGAUGCACUGUCCCACUUGUGGGCACUUAGGGGAUCCCUUUUACGAAAGCCCUUGUUCCAUAAUUUAUUUAAUUAUAGUGAGAGCACUUCAGUUGAUCUUUUCCCAGCCAGGAACCCGACUCCAGAUUGUCCAGACCCUUGAGCUGACUUCUGACUGCACUUCACUCUUGGCACAAGGGGAAGCGAGGGUGUGACGCUCCUGCUCAGUCAGGGAGCUUUUCACACCACUUUGCUGGGAAUGUGGGAUCAUCCCUGCGCUCUGGAUGCCAAAAGCAGAGGGGUCAGCACCGCUGGGGGCUCAGCUCUUCAAGCCUUGCAGCCUAAACACACCAAAGAUCGGAGUCUUCAUCCACCACCCAUCAUGUGCAGGGAUCGGGAGCACGGUGACAUCUGUGGGGGUUCCACUCUAUCCUUGGCUUGUCCUCACCAAAUCCAGACCUUCUCCCUGGUUUUUCUCUUGCUGUCCCACACGCUGUGAUCUGUGAGAACAGGGCGUGAGGAAACGGCGGAACUUCUGUCAAAGCAGCUCAGUCCUCAGGACCGGUUGUGGCUUUUACCUCACCCGCACCACGGGAGGCGCUUCCAGAGCAGAGCAGGGGCACCCAGGGCUGAGGGGGCUCCCCGGGACUCAGUGCUGUCCCCGGGGCUCAGCGCUGUCCCCGGGGCUCAGCGCUGUCCCCGGUGCCCAGCGCUGUCCCCGGGGCUCAGCACUGUCCCCGGGGCUCAGCGCUGUCCCCGGGGCUCAGCGCUGUCCCCGGGGCUCAGUGCUGUCCCCGGGGCCCAGCGCUGUCCCCGGGGCUCAGCGCUGUCCCCGGGACUCAGUGCUGUCCCCGGGGCUCAGUGCUGUCCCCAGGGCCCAGCGCUGUCCCCGGGGCUCAGUGCUGUCCCCGGGGCUCAGUGCUGUCCCCGGGGCUCAGUGCUGUCCCCGGGGCUCAGCGCUGUCCCCGGGGCCCAGCGCUGUCCCCGGGGCCCCCGGCCCUUCCCCGUGCUGGAUGUGCCUCCUCUGGGCACAGCCCUGUGUUCCAGCCUGCCCCGGGAGGCAGCAGCAGCAGCUGUGCAGUGACAGAACACGGGGCCAGCUCGGGCCGGCGUGUCCGGCACAGGAACAAGCCAAAGCAUUGCCUGUAUGUUUGGAGAUGCACUUUCCUGAAUGUAGUUUAUAUCGCUCUUUUUUAGCUCUUUUUACAUCAUGUAAACGGUGAUGCCUCAUAUUUUUUUUUUUAAUUUAUAUCGUAAAAGAUCAUAUUUGGUGAUUUUUAUAUAUAUCGACUGUUAUGGGGUGGGGGGAGGUGGGGAAAUAAAUUUGACGCCUUUAUGAAUUUAAAAAGGAAAAAAAGCAGCUGGUUUUGCAGAGAAUUUGCUGAUGGUUUAUAAUGAGUAGAGCCAAGCCAAAAUGCCUCUUUGUUUCCUCACAGCCCCCUUGAUUGUGGAAAAGAAAGAUCUGGAUUCCUGAGUCCACUGCUCCAAUUAAUAAUUUGGGGCUGACAUUGAUACCACAGGCUUUUAACAGCCCUGGCAGUAGAAGAGUUUCAAGUGGACAGAAAUGUAACUAUACCUCAGAAUUGAAUUAUAUCUGGCCUCUUUAUCCUGGCAGACCAGGAAAAAACUGGGAAUAAACUCAUUUAGGGGAGAGUGGAGGAGUGCCAGAUUGACAAUAAGCUAUUGUGUCAAUUCCAGAUGUCCUGUUGGAUUUCCUGCUGUUCCUUCCAGGGAGGGAUAUAUUGGGAAUAUUGAGUAUUGGGAUCCCUGAUGGAAGGUGCUGCAGAAAUGGAGAAUAUUCUGUUUCACAAAGAAUUUCUUGUCAGAGUCCCAGUAUCCUGAAAUGGUUAAAAAUAAUGAGAAAAAUGUGCAAGAUUCCCAUUGGAGAGGAACUUGGGGGAAUUUGGCUGUCCCUGAGGUAGUUAGGAAACAAAGUAGUGACAUUUUGAUCUUGGUGUGACGAUUCUGUGCAUUCCAGGUUAUUUGCUUGUUCUCCAGAAAAUCCCAUCUUUGCCCAUUCUAGUGGCAGUUAGGUUGCAUCAGUUUGGAUGGGUUUUUUGGGGUGGUUUUUUUUUUGCCUAAUUUGGAAUAAUAUUCCAAAGGACUUAAAGCUGCUCCAAGGAGUUCCCAUUGGCAUCAGUUACCAACAGGCUGACCAGGAGGGAAAAGGUAGGUGUGCCAGGAACAGUUCAAAAAGGAAUAAAAGGAUUUUGUUACCACCAUGAAUGAUGCAAAGCAGGGAGAAAGGGCUUUAACCUGGAUUGUGCAGAAGACCUUGACCCAGUAGUCUCUAUUUACCGACCGGGGGCUUGCAGUGCAAAGCCAGGCCAAUGUAUCAUUUUAUUUACAAUAAAAUUAUCAUUUAUAUGAAA